UGAGAGAAGAAGAAGGGGAUGGCAAAAGUCCUUCCGCUUUCCAGCUUCUCUCUCUCAAAUUGGAUUGAUUAGAAGAACCCUUUCAAUUUCAUUAUCAUAAAAAGCUAAUCUUGAAUUCUUCUUUUUCUGGGUUCUUCCUCUUUUUUAUCUUUGUAUCAUUAUCAGGUGAUGUUCGAUCAUCAGUUAUACUUUUACCCUCUUAAUCUCAAUUCUUUUUGUUUUUCUUAAGAGGAGGUUUACGGGAAAACCAUAUUAUUGUCUUUUCAAUCUCUUCCUAAUUUCUUCAUUCAUUACCCUCAAUUCAAAUCUUCUUUCACAUUGUUGCAAAUCUUCUUGAAAACCCAUUUUCCUAGGUAUUCUUCACACGAAUUUCUUCCUCUCUUUUUCUUUUUUCAAUUCAAAAUGAAGCUCUUUGUGAGGGUUAUUGAAGCUAGGAACAUUCCGGGUAUGGAUCAAAAUGGAUUGAGUGAUCCUUAUGUGAAAUUGCAGUUGGGAAAGCAAAGAUUCAAAACUAAAGUGAUUAAGAAGAGCUUAAACCCUUCUUGGUCACAGGAGUUCUGUUUUAAGGUUGAAGACCUUAAGGAUGAGCUUAUAAUCUCAGUUCUUGAUGAAGAUAAGUUCUUCAAUGAUGAUUGCAUCGGUCAGAUCAAAUUCCCAGUCUCUCAGGUUUUCGAUUCUAUUGAUAAGUCUCUAGGCACCGCUUGGCAUCCGUUGCAUCCCAAGAACAAGAAGUUAAAGAACAAGGAUUGCGGUGAAAUUCAUCUCACAAUUAAUUUCCUGCAAAGUAAUUGUUCUCUAGUGGAUUCCCAACUGGAAGAUGAACAAUUAUCUACCCCGCAAAAGUUUACUGAAUCAGUGUCAGAUUGUUCAGUGAGGUCAUCUAAUGGCUCUUUUAGGUCUACAUCGCCUAUGAAAUUAGAUGAUUCAGUAUCUUCAAAGGAAGACAAGUCACAUUCACAAACAUUUGCGGGUAAAAUAGCUCAAAUCUUCUCGAGAAGCACAGAUAAGGAUCUGGCAUCUAGUUCCACUGGUAAAACCGACUUGCCAGACAUUCAGGAAGACGCAGUCGGUGACAACGAGGUUGUUUCCGAUGAACAGCCAAACCAAUCAUUUGACGAACUGAUGAAAACAUUAGAAUCCAAAGACCAAGAAACAGAAACACCCAACAAUUUGCCAGGGGGAGUAGUCCUGGACCAAUUAUAUUCAAUUUCAUCGCCAGAACUGAAUUCUAAAGUCUUUUCGCCGGAUUCAACCAUUUUAACUUCGUUAGCAGAUCUUCAGGGUAAUACGGAUCUUCAAAUAGGAUCAUGGAAAUUCGAAUCGGGUGGGGAUAGCUUGAAAAGGGUUGUUACUUAUACGAAAGCUGCCAACAGACUAAUUAAGGCUACAAGAGCUAACGAAGAACAUACAUAUGUUAAAGUCGAUGGGAAAACUUUUGCGGUUUUAGCAAGUGUAAGUACUCCAGAUGUUCCAUACGGAGGAAACUUUAAAACGGAGCUUCUUUAUCUCAUUACACAAGGACCGGAGCUCCCAUCUGGAGAACCAUGUUCUCAGAUGGUGAUUUCAUGGAGGGUUAAUUUUCUUCAGAGUACUAUGAUGAAAGGUAUGAUUGAAGGUGGAGCUAAGCAAGGUAUUAAGGAAAGUUUUGAUCAUUAUGCGAAUAUAUUGGCUCAGAAUGUUAAGCCGGUUGAGAUGAAGGAUGUUGCUUCGAAUAAGGAACAGGUUUUGGCUUCGUUGCAGACUGAGCAGGAAUCAGACUGGACUUUGGCUGUUAAAUUCUUCUCAAAUUUCACUGUUCUAUCUGCUAUUGUUCUUGGAGUUUAUGUUAUGGUGCAUAUCUGGUUAGCUGCUCCUAGCACUAUUCAGGGUCUAGAGUUUGUAGGAUUAGAUUUGCCUGAUUCAAUUGGAGAGCUUAUUGUCGGUGGGCUAAUGGCACUUCAAGGUGCUCGGUUGCUAGAGUUUACUUCCCGUUUCUUGCAAGCGAGAGCACAAAAGGGCAGCAGUGAUCACGGGGUUAAAGCUCGAGGACAUGGAUGGCUGCUGACCAUUGCCUUGGUUGAAGCCCUCAAUUUGGCAGCUGUUGAUUCAAGCGGCUUCUGUGAUCCUUAUGUGGUUUUUACCUGUAAUGGUAAAUCUAGAACUAGCUCCAUUAAAUUUCAGAGUGCCGAUCCUCAAUGGAAUGAAAUAUUUGAAUUCGAUGCGAUGGAUGAUCCUCCAUCGAAGCUGGACAUUGAGAUUUUUGACUUUGAUGGGCCUUUCAGUGAAGCUGAGUCUCUAGGGCAUGCUGAGAUAAAUUUUGUGAAGAGUAAUAUAUCGGAUUUGGCUGAUGUAUGGCUCCCCCUUCAAGGAAAGUUAGCUCAGGCAUGUCAGUCGAAGCUUCAUUUGAGAAUUUUCUUAGACAAUACAAAGGGUAAUAAUGUUGUCUCGGACUAUUUAACAAAGGUGGAAAAGGAAGUUGGUAAAAAGAUAAAACAGCGAUCUCCUCAAACAAACUCUGCAUUUCAGAAACUGUUUGGGCUUACUGCUCAAGAGUUUCUCAUCAACGAUUUUACUUGUCACUUGAAACGCAGAAUGCCUCUUCAGGGGCGGCUGUUUCUGUCUGCAAGAAUUAUUGGGUUUCAUGCAGAUCUAUUUGGACACAAAACAAAGUUCUUUUUCCUUUGGGAGGACAUAGAAGAUAUCCAAGUUGUUCCUCCUACUUUGUCAUCAAUGGGAAGUCCAGUUGUCGUCAUAACAUUAAAGCCUGGAAGGGGCGAAGAUGCAAAACACGGUGCAAAGACACAAGAUGCAGAAGGAAGGCUGAAGUUUAAUUUCCAAACUUUUGUAUCUUUCAAUGUUGCCUACAGGACGGUGAUGGCACUUUGGAAAGCAAGAGCGUUGACUCCUGAGCAGAAGGUGCAAAUAGUAGAGGAGGAAUCUGAAGCUAAAAAUUCUCAAACGGCUGAAGAAGAGAAUGAUGCUAAGAUGCUCCAACAGGAAGAUAGCGGCUCAUUUUCAGGGAUUGAGGAUCCUGUGAACCAAACACUGGUUUAUUCUUCUGUUAUUGCUGUCCCCACGAGUUUUUUCAUGGAACUAUUCAUUGGGAGUGAAUUGGAAAGGAAAGUGAUGGAGAAAGCAGGUUGUGUUAGUUAUUCACAAAGUCCUUGGGAGUUCGAUGAGUCGGAUAUUUGUCAAAGGCACAUCUAUUACAAAUUCGAUAAGAGUAUUUCACGUUAUAGUGGAGACGUGACAAGCACACAGCAAAGAUCUCAUCUUCCCGAGAAUAACAAUGGCUGGCUGAUAGAAGAAGUCAUGACUCUACAUGGGGUUCCUCUUGGCGAUUACUUCAGCAUUCAACUAAAAUAUCAGAUUGAAGAAAUACCAUCAAGAUCCAAUGGAUGUAAUGUCCAAGUGUUCUUUGGAAUAGCAUGGCUGAAAAGCUCUCGACACCAGAAAAGGAUCACGAAGAACAUUUUGUCUAGUAUGCAAGACAGAUUAAAGAUCAUUUUUAGUACAGUUGAGAAGGAGUUUGUUUCAGAACAAGGAGUAGCAAAUGCAUAACUUCUGCUGCUUCAAGUUUGAUCAACUAUAUAACGUCAAUUGUGCUCUGAAAAUAGCAGUAUGAUUAGUAGAUAGAUCUUUUAUGACACACAUUAAUCUGUUUAUUUGUGAGGGUAAACAACUGUAUAGGUAAUAAACUUGAUUUUUAUAUAUACAUACACAAUUACACGCACGCACACGCUUGAAGAAGAUGACUCGUUUGAAUGGUCAUUUUCUUCUUCAAACCUGAUUUGAGUGGAUUUGAUGUUGUGGUUGUACAAUAAUAUUGGCCUGAUUUAACAAAAUGUGGACAGUGAACAUGAAAAUUUGUCUUCCA
Impatiens glandulifera is the source of this 3856-nucleotide messenger RNA. RefSeq names its product C2 and GRAM domain-containing protein At1g03370-like. The transcript has 9 exons. Bases 403 to 3540 code for a protein of 1045 amino acids. The record is from RefSeq and is a predicted model, not a curated record. NCBI's taxonomy places the organism in Eukaryota, Viridiplantae, Streptophyta, Magnoliopsida, Ericales, Balsaminaceae.